AUGACAUCGCCAACACCACCCUCCGUCCUCCUGUUGAACACGACCCUCAACGUCGAUUUUGUUUAUGGCGACUCACGAGAGCACUUGGCAAUGAUCAAAGGCAACGGUACUUGCGGGAAUGGCACCAGCGACCCCAACGACCCUUACGGCACGCGCCGGCCGCAGCGCGCUUUCCACCUCCAAGUCUCCCUCUCCGCCGCGCUUGGCCUAGUGGCCUUCCUGGCCUUUUGCUUCCUUCGCCCACGAUGGAAAGGCCUCUACUCUGCGCGCAAGAAGCAGAACAACCUCGCGACAUCGCUGCCCGACCUUCCCGAUAGCUUCUUCGGCUGGGUUAUACCGUUAUGGAGGAUCACCGACGAGCAGGUGCUCGCCUCAGCCGGUCUCGACGCCUACGUAUACCUCGCUUUCUUCAAGAUGGCUAUCAAGUUCCUGCUGGUCACGCUGUUCUUUGCGUUAGCCGUCAUCAAACCAGUCCACGACACACAUCAGGACAAGGAGGGAAAGAAGUCUUCGAUUGACAAGAAGCCCAGUCUUGAGCGCAUUGAAAUACGAAGCACACUUUCGACAUUUGCCUCCGGCUACGAACAAUACACCGACUAUCUGUGGAUGUAUCUUGUAUUCGUGUACCUCUUCACCGCCCUCAUAAUGUACUUGAUCGUUUCGGAAACGAGGAGGAUAAUCGAUGUCCGGCAAGAGUAUCUGGGAAGCCAGACUACCAUCACCGACCGGACCAUCAGAUUAUCUGGUAUUCCUAUCGACCUACGGUCCGAGGACAAGAUCAAGGACUUCAUUAUGGAUCUCGGCAUCGGCAAGGUCGAGAGCGUGACACUUUGCAGGAACUGGAAAGAGCUUGACGACAAAGUCGUCGAGAGACAAGCUGUCUUGCGGAAAUUGGAGGAGGCCUGGACUGUUCAUCUUGGAAGCCGAAGCGUGGAACGAAGCUUGGAGACUCUUCCGGUGGUCCAGCCACAUCCGCCACAACAUACUGAGGAUAGCGGCAACGAGGAGAGCGAGACGAGCCACUUCCUGAGCGACGCAGAACGAGACCCUGGCCACAUCAGCCCUUAUGCGCAGCAGCGCCCGACAGCGAAGAUCUGGUACGGCCGCUUCAAGCUGAGAUAUAAGAGGGUAGAUGCCAUUGACUACUAUGAAGAGAAACUGCGCGGACUCGACGACGAUAUUCGGGCGCUGCGCAAGAAAGAAUUCGAGCCGACUCCGUUGGCGUUUGUGACUAUGGACAGCGUUGCAAGUGCGCAAAUGGCCAUCCAGGCUGUGCUCGACCCUUCGCCACUACAGCUCUUGGCCCACACAAGUCCGGCACCACAGGACGUAGUUUGGUCAAACACAUAUUUGUCUCGCGGCCAAAGAAUGUUUCGAUCUUGGUCGAUUACGAUCGCUAUUGGUGUAUUGAGCGUCUUCUGGACAGUCCUGUUCGUACCUAUCGCCGGUGCUUUGAACACGUGCUCCAUUCAAGAGGUACUGCCCGGUCUGGCAAAUCUGCUGCACGAGCACCCUAACCUCGAGGUUCUUUUCAACAAUCAACUCCCUACGUUGGCAGUCUCUCUGAUCAACGUGCUUGUACCGUUUUUGUACGAUUGGCUUGCCAACAAGCAAGGGAUGAUCUCACAGGGCGAUGUUGAGCUUUCAGUAAUUUCGAAGAACUUCUUCUUCGUCUUCUUCAACUUCUUCAUUCUCUUCACCAUACUGGGAACUGCUUCCGGUUUCCUGGCGAUGCUUGAACGCUUCGCCGAGAAGCUUACAAGCGCUACGCAAAUUGCAUACGCCUUGGCUACAUCGCUCUCUAAUCUACUCGGCUUUUACACCAACUUCAUCAUCCUUCAAGGAUUCGGAUUGUUCCCAUUCCGACUUUUGGAGUUUGGAGCCCUUUCUCUGUACCCGGUCUAUCUGAUUGGCGCCAAGACUCCAAGAGAUUACGCCGAACUGGUACAACCACCGGUCUUCAGUUACGGGUUUUUCUUGCCGCAAACUAUCUUGAUCUUCAUCAUCUGUAUCGUCUACAGUGUGUUGCAAGACUCAUGGAUGGUUCUGCUCACUGGCUUGGCCUAUUUCAUGAUCGGACACUUUGUGCACAAGUAUCAACUCUUGUAUGCAAUGGAGCACAGACAACACUCGACUGGCAAAGGCUGGACAAUGAUGUGUGACCGCGUUCUCGUCGGUGUCGUACUGUUCCAAAUCACUGUGGCUGGUCAACUGGCUCUGAAGAAGGCGUUCAAACGGGCCGUCAUGGUAGCGCCGCUCGUAGUCUGCACACUGUGGUUCCUUGUUGUGUUUGCGCGCACUUAUCGGCCACUGAUGAAGUUCAUCGCUUUACGGAGCCUGCGAAGUCCGGAACAAUCGGAGCUUGGACGCGACGUUCAAGAAGAAGCGGUUGCCAACGGGCAAGCAGGCAGACUUACACUAGAUGAAGCCCGUGAACGUGGCCUGCGGUUCCAGAACCCUAGUAUCAUCAUGCCUUUGGAUGAUGUAUGGCUACUACAGAAACAUGGAAGGCCUCAGAACGGAUCUCAUGGAUCUGGGACCGAUGAUGCUAAUGGCAGCUGGGAAUAG
This is a messenger RNA of Alternaria novae-zelandiae, 2568 nucleotides long. RefSeq lists its product as uncharacterized. The record is from RefSeq and is a predicted model, not a curated record. The transcript has 3 exons. Gene Ontology annotation, molecular function: calcium-activated cation channel activity. Bases 1 to 2568 code for a protein of 855 amino acids. Lineage: Eukaryota; Fungi; Ascomycota; Dothideomycetes; Pleosporales; Pleosporaceae. Gene Ontology annotation, cellular component: plasma membrane.